UUCCCCUCACAGACGGUGUUGAGGUAGGAUGAUGAAGGAAGAGGUGAAGGGAAUUCCUGUAAAAGUGGCCCUGCGAUGUCGCCCUCUGGUCCCCAAAGAGAUUAGUGAGGGCUGCCAGACGUGCCUUUCCUUCGUACCCGGGGAGCCGCAGGUGGUGGUUGGUAACGACAAAUCCUUCACCUACGAUUUUGUGUUUGACCCCUCUGCUGAACAGGAAGAAGUCUUCAAUACAGCAGUAGCACCACUCAUAAAAGGCAUAUUUAAAGGAUACAAUGCAACGGUCCUGGCCUAUGGACAGACUGGUUCUGGAAAGACCUACUCCAUGGGAGGCGCAUACACUGCAGAGCAAGAGAAUGAACCAACAGUUGGGGUCAUUCCUCGGGUGAUACAAAUGCUCUUCAAAGAAAUUGACAAGAAGAGUGACUUCGAAUUUACGCUGAAGGUGUCAUACUUGGAGAUUUACAAUGAAGAAAUCUUGGAUCUUCUAUGCCCACCUCGUGAGAAAACCUCUCAGAUAAACAUACGAGAGGAUCCUAAGGAAGGCAUAAAGAUUGUGGGACUCACUGAGAAGACUGUUUUAGUUGCCCUGGAUACUGUUUCCUGUUUGGAGCAGGGCAACAACUGUAGGACUGUGGCCUCCACAGCGAUGAACUCCCAGUCAUCCCGCUCUCAUGCCAUCUUUACAAUCUCCAUAGAACAAAGAAAGAAAAAUGACAAGAAUAGCAGCUUUCGCUCCAAAUUGCAUCUUGUAGACCUUGCUGGAUCAGAAAGGCAGAAGAAAACCAAGGCGGAAGGGGAUCGUCUCAAAGAGGGUAUUAAUAUUAACCGAGGCCUCCUGUGCUUGGGAAAUGUAAUCAGUGCUCUCGGAGAUGACAAAAAGGGAGGCUUUGUGCCCUAUAGAGAUUCCAAGUUGACGCGGCUGCUUCAAGAUUCUCUAGGAGGUAAUAGCCACACUCUUAUGAUAGCCUGCGUGAGCCCUGCUGACUCCAAUCUAGAAGAAACAUUAAAUACCCUUCGCUAUGCUGACAGAGCAAGAAAAAUCAAGAACAAACCUGUUGUUAAUAUCGAUCCCCAGACAGCUGAACUUAAUCAUCUGAAGCGACAGGUACAACAGCUACAGGUCUUGUUGCUACAAGCCCAUGGAGGGACCCUGCCUGUAUCUAUAAAUGCAGAACCAUCAGAGAAUCUACAGUCUUUGAUGGAGAAGAAUAAGUCCCUGAUAGAGGAGAAUGAAAAAUUAAGUCGUGGUCUGAGCGAGGCAGCUGGUCAGACGGCCCAGAUGUUGGAAAGGAUCAUUUUGACAGAACAAGCAAAUGAAAAAAUGAACGCCAAGCUAGAAGAGCUCAGACAGCACGAAGCCUGUAAAGUGGAUCUUCAAAAGCUAGUGGAGACUUUGGGAGACCAGGAACUAAAAGAAAAUGUAGAGAUAAUUCGCAACCUGCAGCAACUGAUUACCCAAAUGUCGGAUGAAACGGUGGCUUGCAUGACUGCGGCCAUUGAUACUGCAGCGGAACCAGAAGCUCUACUGGAAACCUGUCCCCAGACCAGCAGGUCUUCCGAUGGCUUUACCACUCAGCAUGCUCUACGUCAAGCUCAGAUGUCUAAGGAGCUGGUCGAGUUGAAUAAAGCCCUUGCACUGAAAGAGGCCCUGGCCAGGAAGAUGACCCAGGAUGGCAGCCAACUACAGCCCAUUCAGUUCCAGUACCAGGAUAACAUAAAAAAUCUAGAAUUGGAAGUCAUCAAUCUGCAGAAGGAAAAGGAAGAACUGCUUGCUGAAAUUCAGACAACAAAGAAGGAUGUCAACCAAGCCAAGUUGAGUGAGCGCCGCCGCAAACGUCUCCAGGAGCUAGAGGGUCAAAUAGCUGAUCUGAAGAAGAAACUGAACGAACAGUCCAAACUUCUGAAGCUGAAAGAAUCCACAGAACAUACUGUCUCCAAACUGAACCAGGAGAUACGGGUGAUGAAAAACCAGCGGGUACAGUUAAUGCGUCAGAUGAAAGAAGAUGCUGAGAAGUUUAGACAGUGGAAGCAACAAAAAGACAAAGAAGUAAUCCAAUUAAAAGAACGAGACCGAAAGAGGCAAUACGAGCUGCUGAAACUUGAAAGAAACUUCGAGAAACAGUCUAAUGUGCUUAGACGUAAAACAGAGGAGGCAGCAGCUGCCAACAAGAGGCUCAAGGAUGCUCUCCAGAAACAACGGGAAGUUGCAGAUAAGCGGAAGGAGACUCAGAACCGUGGGAUGGAAGGCACCGCCACGCGAGUGAAGAGCUGGCUUGGAAAUGAAAUCGAGGUUAUGGUCAGUACUGAGGAAGCCAAACGCCAUCUGAAUGACCUUCUUGAAGACAGAAAGAUCCUGGCUAAGGAUCUGGCUGAACUCAAAGAAAAACAGGAAUCUGGGGAGAAUCUACCUCCUAAACUCCGGAGGCGCACAUUCUCACUUGCUCAACUGCCUGGUCAAGUUUCUGACUCAGAGGAUUCCAUUACAAAGCAGAUUGAAAGCCUAGAGACUGAAAUGGAACUCAGGAACGCUCAGAUUGCCGACCUCCAGCAGAAGCUGCUGGACGCAGAAAGUGAAGACAGGCCAAAGCACCGCUGGGAGAAUAUUGCUACUAUCCUGGAAGCCAAGUGUGCCCUGAAAUAUUUAAUUGGAGAGCUGGUCUCCUCCAAAAUACAGGUCAGCAAGCUCGAAAGCAUUCUCAAACAGAGCAACGCCAGCUGUGCCGACAUGCAGAAGAUGCUGUUUGAGGAGCGAAAUCACUUUGCCGAAAUCGAGACAGAGUUGCAGGCAGAGCUGUUCAGAGUGGAGCAGCAGCACCAAGAGAAGGUGCUGUACCUUCUCAGCCAGCUGCAGCAAAGCCAGAUGGCAGAGAAGCAGCUGGAGGUGUCCGUCGGUGAAAAGGAACAACAGCUGCAGAGCACACUGAAGUGUCAGGAAGAAGAACUGGAGAAGAUGCGAGAAGUGUGUGCGCAAAAUAAGCAGCUUCUCCGAGAGAAUGAAAUCAUAAAGCAGAAACUGACUCUCCUUCAAGUAGCCAGCAAACAGAAACCUCAUCUUCCUAAGGAUACCCCUCUCUCUCCAGACUCUUCUUUCGAAUAUAUCCCACCUCAGCCGAGACCUUCCCGUUUGAAAGAAAAGUUCCUGGAGCAAAGCAUGGACAUCGAGGAUCUACAGUAUUGUUCAGAGCAAUCAGUGAAUGGGCCUGAGGACACUGAUAUUGACGAUGGGGAUGACGAGGAAUGGAAACCGACAAAAUUCUUGAAGAUGUGCAAGAAGAACAUCCAAGGGUGUUCCUGCAAGGGCUGGUGUGGGAACAGGCAGUGUGGGUGCCGGAGACAGAAGUCGAACUGCGACACGGACUGCAGCUGUGACCCCACAAAGUGUAGGAACCGUCAGCAAGACAAGGACAGCUUGGGCACUAUUGAGCGGACCCAGGAUUCCGAAGGCUCCUUCAAACUGGAGGAUCCCACGGAGGUGACUCCAGGAAUGAGCUUCUUCAACCCCGUCUGUGCCACUCCAAACAGCAAGAUCCUGAAAGAGAUGUGUGAGGUGGAGCAGGUUCUGUUAAAGACAGCUCCAAAUGCCUCCUCCCUCAGCCUCCCGGAGUUGAAACAUGUCACCGCAGAAUCCCAAGAGAAUAAGGCUCCAGGGAAGAAAAAGAAACGAGCUCUGACCAGCAACAUGAGCUUCUUCUCGGGCUGCUCCCCUGCUGAAGAAGAAGUCCACUGAGCUUGGACUCGUUGCCUCUGCCUCAUUCUGGCUUGGGAGAUGCGAUCCAGUAGCAGCCAGAGGGUUGUUGGGUUUUGGUUUGUUUUUUUUGUUUGUUUUUUUUUUUUUAAUGACUCCUCUAGAUUUCAGGUUUCUUGCUGUUGUAAAAGGGGGACAGCGUGUUACUGAGAGGGAAGGAACACUUGUUGGACUAGCGUUCUCUCCUCCGGAAGGGCGCCAAGCCACCUGCCGAGGAGCGAACCAACUGACCUUCCUGCUGACUCUCAGGAACCAGUCGCCCCUGUACAAUGUAGCUCCUUGCGAUUCUCAGACAGUGAAGGCUGUCCCCCAGUGGGGACAAGGUGGCCAAGUCUGUCUUAUCUCUGGGUUGUCUCAGCCUAAUGGCGGAGCCCGGCCUAGGGGGUGGGGGGUGGGGGUGAGGAGCAGCGGCACCAGUCCUUCACACCCACCUCAGGAAGGGGGUCUCCGUGGUGCUGAAGUAAAUGAAACCUCUAAAAAUGUUAAUGUUUUAAUGAUGUAAAUAAAUAAAUAAAGUUUAGUGCCACUGCCGUUUGCAAAGACCCUUCUGUGCUCCACUUUCAACCUGCAUUUCUCGGCCCCUGGGAAGGCCACGAAGGACAAUCCAUGCAAGCCACCAGGGCCUCACUACCUUGUCGCAGCCUCUGUCCCCUGAGGGGUGUACGGAACACCAUGGUGUGUCUUUGCGUCGCUCUGCCACCUUAGGAAAUCGGAAGCCCACUACCAAGGCCUGUGACCUGACCUCCACUGCACAGCCUGCCUGGCCUCUGGACUUGGGAAGCAGGGACCAUAUUGUACACACUAAGCAUCUGUGUGCACCUGCCACAGUUUUAUUUGAAGUCACAGAGUUAGUGAGUAAUAGAGCUAGGACUUGAACCCAGGUCUAAUGCCAGAGCUUCCUGCAUGACUGGAGUGGCAGCGGUGACGAUCCCUAUCGCCCCGCAGCCUGACUUCUUGUGGGAGCAGAGCGUGGGGCUGCACUUCUCCUUUGAAAGGGGAGUGGUGGGCCGUGGCUCACUCCUUAUUCAGUAUCAGCGCUCUACAUUUCUGCUUACAGCGAAAAAAGGGGCCAGCCCUGGAAUGCCAAACGCUGGUUGCUGACUGGCCUUGCCGCCUUCUGAAGAGUUUGCAAGCCCUGGGCAGCCUGUUGUAUCCAUGCAUUCUGAAUCCUAGCUGCCCCCCUCAUAAAAGCUCCCUCCCAAAGCACCCCUCAGAAUUUGGCACAUGAAAGCCAAGACUCUAGAAUCCACCAGAACCAAGCAAAGGAAGGUAGAGGACGCCCUGCUGAGAAUGAGGCCUGCAGGAGCGCUGGGUGUCCCUGCAGCCCUCGCUGGCCUCCAGCCAACAAGCAGCCCUGCUUCUCUGCAUUUUAAUGUCGAGGGAGCAGGAGAGCCUCUGCCAUGGCCAACUAGAGCCCCUGGAUACAAUGGGAAGGCAGAGAGAGGGAGGGGGGCUGUCUCUUGGCAUAACAGUCUCCCUUCCUGCUGCUCCAGACCCAGUGCGCACUGGGGGAGGGGAAACAGCUAUCCCCAGAGAAGCAUCCUCUCCCACCAACACAGCGCUAGCGCACAGGCUCUGAGCCACUGCAUCAGCCUAAAGGGAGACAGGGGAAGGUCCCUCAAGGCAGCCCCCAGCCCCCAUCCCGCCCAGAGCCCUGUGCUGUAGCACUCAAGCUGACUGCAAGCACGCUAGCCAGCCCUCUCUGCCGCUGGUGUAGUGACAGCAUCUUUUGUAUGUUGUGGAUGAAAAAGGGACCAUAUAUGAAACCUGACCAGCUCAGGAGAGGCCUGCGCGGCAGCCUUACAAACACAGAGACCGAAAGUGACCACGUAGGA
Phyllostomus discolor (pale spear-nosed bat) is the source of this 5580-nucleotide messenger RNA. RefSeq names its product kinesin family member 4A (gene KIF4A). The transcript has 30 exons. Gene Ontology annotation, biological process: mitotic spindle organization; microtubule-based movement. Gene Ontology annotation, molecular function: microtubule binding; microtubule motor activity; ATP binding. The record is from RefSeq and is a predicted model, not a curated record. NCBI's taxonomy places the organism in Eukaryota, Metazoa, Chordata, Mammalia, Chiroptera, Phyllostomidae. Bases 29 to 3727 code for a protein of 1232 amino acids.